AAAAGAGAAUUUAAAAAAAAUGACAAUUCUUUGGAGCAAAUCGUCUGUAUGGCGACUUCUGCUACUCCCGAGUUAACUGAACACUUGCAUGCUAUUUACAUAAAGCAAACACCUGAAUCAUAGAUCUAAAUCAUGACUUUUCCGUAUUGUGACCACAGUUAUUACAAAGAGAUGUUGGAACUUCAAGAAAAAUUACGGAAAAGUGAAGAAGAUAGAAUUCGACUGGAGGAACGUUUCAAUUUUAUGGAGCUAGAAUCUCGUACGAGACAUGAGGCUUGUAUAAACAAAUUGCGGAUGCGGUAUAUCGAGUUUCUUGAAGAACAAAGGUUACGGGAUGAACGCAAUCAUAAACUUAUAGACGCUUUAGAUAAAGUUGAUUCCAGUUUAGCUUUGAUGAGUGCGAAAACGGAUAAACUUCAUACUUUGAAAAGAGAGUAUGAAGCUUCAUUACUACGAGCACAUGCAAAUCAAAGAGUCGCUAAUAGUUUAGCUGGUGACAGUGGAGUGAUGAGUCAAGACGAAGAUAGGCUGACAAAAAAAGAAACAUUAAAUAAAUUAAAAAUUACUUCUGCACCUCUUUACAAUUAUGAAGAAAGAUUAAAAACAACUGAAUCAUUCAAAAAUCAUUACAAACCAGUUGGUACUUUAAAACAAAUAUCUCCUCGAACACUAUCAUCAUCAUUGUUAUUUAAACCUUCAGUUCAUAGUGAGCCAUUAUUACAAAAUAGAUUGACUCCUUCUGCUGAUUAUCAAAGAAAUCUUGAAUCUAAAUAUACCGUUGAACAAUCUCCAAUCCAUACUUGGAAAAAUGAUUACACCGUUGACUUGAACGACUUUUAUAAACGAGAUCUGAGAAAGAAUUUAAUAGCUAGAGAGUCAUCAGCUUUUCGAUAUUUAGAUCCUCCAAAAACUCCUCAAACGUCUAAAUUUAAAGAUUUAUUAUCAUCUAUGCCUAAUCUUAAAGAAAACUAUGUUGAAAAUGUAAAUGAUGAUUUAGCAAGCUAUAUAAAUAAAAUUCGCAAUCUUCACACUAAUCAUGAUCAAAGUCUUGAAGAAGUUGAUCAUGAACAAAAUACAAGUGGAGACUUAUUAAACGUGACAUUGUCAGAUGAUGGUCUUGAUCACUUGCCAGUUGAAGAAAGAAAAGAAAAAAUCAUAUUGCCAGAAGUUAAUCACGGUUUAGCUAUAGCUGAUGAUUUAGUUUCUAAAAUUGUUGACAAAGGUCAUACAGAAAAUUGUUCAAAGGACUUACCAUCAUCUAAGUCUCAAGAAAAUGAUAUUCCUGGAUCACUUAAUGUUAUAAAACCAAUUAAUCCUUCAACAUUAAUUCACUCCACACUUUUUGAUUCAAAUAUAAAAUCAGUCGUAUUACCAGAGAAAUCCGAACUCAUGAAGGCUAAAGUUGAUGAUAAUAUUGCAACACAAGUCAUAAAAUUAGAUCAACCGAUUGAAAAUACUGUUCUCGAGCAAUCUCAAAAAAAUGACGAUGCUAAUAUUCAUGUGGAAUCGGAGAAAGAAAAUAUUCAUGGAGAUGAAGAAAAAUUUAAUUCACAAGAUAACAAAUUGAAUGAUGUUCCUGCAAAUUGUUCUGUAAAAUCAGAAAAAACCGAGAAAGAUUUCCAACUUACUCCUAAUCUCCAACAUCCGAGUAUCGAGAAUGUAGAAAAGCAGGUGGAAGAAAUAUUUAUUGAUGAGACAUCUAACUUGAAUAAUUUUACACAACCAGCCAUUCAAACUGCAAAUUCUUUGCUAAGCAUUCAUAAUUCUGCCAUAAACAAUGAAAAAGAUCAAAUGAAAGCUGAAAAUGAAGGAUUACUUUUAGAAAACAAUGAAGACGCCGUCAGUGUAAAUGAUCAAAUGAAAAAUAAUACAGAAGCAGUCAAAAAUCUCAAUGAACCUCAUGUUGAAAGUAAUGAAGAAAAUAUUCUAGAAGCUUAUGAACCAGGCGAACGAAUGCCUCAGGACGUUGAUCAAGGAUAUGAGUACAAUCAAGAACAAUAUCAAACAGAAGUUAAUCAAGAUUAUCAAUAUGAAACACAGGAACAAUAUAUAGAAAAUACAGAUGGACAUUAUCAGUAUGAACCGUAUGGAGAGUACAUGAAUGACCCUAAUGCUCAAUAUCAAGAUCCUAAUUUCAAAUUUAAAGAUCAACAAUAUAGCAAUAAUGAGAAUCAACAAUAUAAUGAAGAUGAACAACAUGUUCAGGAUGAAAAUCAACAAUAUAUAGAAGAUCCCAAUCAACAAUAUCAAGAAUAUUCUCAAGCCCCUAAUCAAGCUUAUCAACAAGAAACUUACGUGCAGGAUCCAAAUCAGGUCUAUGAUCCAAAUGAUUACAAUUAUUCUAAUCAAGAUGAAGCCUUUUACCAGAGUAAUGCAUAUCCAGAAAAUCAAGUAUAUUCUGUAAAAGAAAAUCAAGCGUAUCAAGAAGAGAAUCAAGCAUGUCAAGAAGAAAAAAUUGAUUCUGAAAGUAAUGAAAAAGUUGAAGAUGGUCUAGUAGAAAAAUCAAAUACCAAAGCCAAUAAUAAUGAAUAUGCAGAAAAUCAAUCUAUCGAUGAAACUAGCGAAAAAGAUAAUACUCUUACAAAUGAUAAUGUUUCCAAGAAACAGAAUGAUGACAUUCAAACAAUUCGAGAGUCAGAUACAGACAGUACCAUGGAAGUAAAUGCAUCUAAUACUGAAAAUGAAUUUGAUUUCAAUUAAACUAUUAAGUUUUCUAUUAAUCGGCUCAAAUAAAAAUCUAUUUUACAUACUGAAUCAAAGAGAAAUAUAUCAAAGAAUACUUUUAUUAAGGACAUUAUAUGAUAAGAUACAAAAGUUGUUUGAUCUAUAAAAGAUUAAGACUAUCAUCGUGUGUAGGGGAGAAAAGCCUCAAGAUCAAAAGAAGAAUUUAGCACAAUAAAAAAUGUGAUUAAUAGAUUCAAAGUCCAUUUAAGACUUAGAUAAAGGAAAGUUUUUAAUUUUAAAAGUGAUUUGUAUUGAAUUAAAUGAGUUUACUUAUAAAUUAUUCUG
Molecule: messenger RNA, 3009 nt
Organism: Chelonus insularis
Lineage: Eukaryota; Metazoa; Arthropoda; Insecta; Hymenoptera; Braconidae
Exons: 5
Coding region: 133-2700 (855 amino acids)
Source: RefSeq, a predicted model, not a curated record